GCAAUUUUGCAUCAUCUGCAAACAGGCUCGUUUAACUGUCUGCCAGAGGUGGCGCGGUACUGAAAAAUCAUCAGUGCGGUUGCGGUAACUUGAAAUUUGAUUCUAUUGUAAAAACUUGCUGGAACUUUUUGUUUUGCUCAGUCAUGUCUUAAGGAUCUUCAAUUAUCACAUUCCCGCCACUCAGUCUUUCCAUUUUUACUUCUUGAAUUUCUACGGCAAUUUUUACUUAUCUUUGAAUUUCUACGGCAAUUUUUACUUAUCUUUGAAUUUCUACGACAAUUUUUACUUAUCUUUGAAUUUCUACGGCAAUUUUUACUUAUCUUUGAAUUUCUACGGCAAUUUUUACUUAUCUUUGAAUUUCUACGGCAAUUUUUACUUAUCUUUGAAUUUCUACGGCAAUUUUUACUUAUCUUUGAAUUUCUACGGCAAUUUUUACUUAUCUUUGAAUUUCUACGGCAAUUUUUACUUAUCUUUGAACUGUCUCCUUAGCUGUAAAAAAAUAAAUAAAAUAAAAUAAGGGAUUUGGACAGCAUCGGGAUGAGCUUGAGUAGAACAAAAGUUUGAAGGCUGGGUCAAGCCAGGCUGGGUCAGGUGUGGCAUCUUUGGGUAGGUUAGGACGGGGAGUGGAGAGUGAUGAAAAGAAUUAUGAUGCUAGUAAAUGAUUAACAAAUGAAUACUGUCUUAAGUUUCCCACCAACUUUCCUUAGCCGGGCCUCAGACAGUGACUGCGGGGUGCAGCAGGAGGCGCUAACUCUCCCCUACCUGCUGUUUGUCGCGCUGAACAUUGGCCCGGCGCUUGUGGCUGCCUUCCUCGGCUCUUAUGUGGAGCCCGUGGCUGCCGGCAGUGGCAUCCCGCAGGUCAAGUGUUACCUGAAUGGCGCCAAGGUGUCCCGCGUGGUGAGGAUCAAGACCCUGAUGAGCAAGGCCAUGGGGGUGACCUUCUCUGUGCUGGGAGGCCGGGCCGUGGGAAAGGUCAGGUCGUGGGCAAGGUCUGUGGCCGUGAGCUGACCACCAAGAUGCUGCUGCCCACGGUGCCGGCCAUGGCCAAGGGCAGGGUGGCCAGGACUACAGAUGAUGGGCCACUCCUAGACAAAGAGCGGCGGGGAAGAGGAUGGUUAAGACACCUUGUGCAUGUUAAUACUCUCUCAUACUUGUGCCAAGGCCUAACACUGUGUGGCCAACACUCUCAGCAGGGGCUUUGUCUUGUGAUGUAUGUUGUUCAUUUUGUAUUUUAUUCUUUGUAGCUGUGUGAACUGCCUUAAAGUGAGUAUUUAUGCUCACUUUCAUGACAAGAAAAUGUUUUAUGUUGCUGGCUGCCACAGGCUCUAUACAAUCAUGAGUUGUUCAUCAAUCCACAGGAAUAUUUUAUUGGCUUUACAUUUUUUACAUUAUAGUUUGCUGGAAUGUUCUCUUCCCUGCCUGGUGCUCAGCCUUCAUCAUUUCAGAGGCUGACUGAUUGAGGGAAGGAAGUGGGUACUGAAUUCAGUACUGUUUGCUGUUGACACGGUGCUCAUUGCAGAAAAUGAAAGUGACCUACAAAACUUGGUCACUGUUUUUGACAGUGUCUGUAACAAGAGCAAGAGAAAGCUGAAAGUAAAUGUCAACAAAAGUAAAGUGAUGGUUUCUGAAAAGUGAGGUUGUAGAUUUUGUAUGCCCAUAUAGAGUGGAAUUGAAUGUGAAAAAGAAUGCAAAAUAAUUUUGAAUUUUGAAGAACACAAAGACACAAAGGAAGAACAAACAACAGCAGACCUGCUGGUCCUUACGAGGCUGUUUGUGACAAGCUACACUAACUAUCUAAUCAAAGGUGGAAGAUGAAGGACAGCAAAGGCGAAGG
Molecule: messenger RNA, 1834 nt
Organism: Eriocheir sinensis (Chinese mitten crab)
Lineage: Eukaryota; Metazoa; Arthropoda; Malacostraca; Decapoda; Varunidae
Product: H(+)/Cl(-) exchange transporter 7-like
Exons: 4
Coding region: 670-1008 (112 amino acids)
Biological process (GO): chloride transport; transmembrane transport
Cellular component (GO): lysosomal membrane; intracellular membrane-bounded organelle
Molecular function (GO): voltage-gated chloride channel activity
Source: RefSeq, a predicted model, not a curated record